AUGUCCUUUUUCGGCUUCGACACGUCGUUGCCGCGGGACCGUCCCGCCCACCACUCGUCUGCGCCUGGCUUUGGCCAGACGCCCGACCCGUGGGCCGGGCUCUCCGGUCAGGGCGCCCCCGCCGACGACGAUGCCCUCAAUUUUGACGACACCUACGAUGGCCUCGGAGACCAGCUUGAUGAAACCGAUGACGCCUUCAACGAUGACACCUUUGGCGGCGAGCCUGCCCAGUCCGUCGGCAAGGACUUCGACUUCUCCGGCCAGACGGCCAAGAUUGCCGGCACAAUCCACGAGGAGCAGAUGCUGUACAGUGCUCGCCAGCCCCCGUCCCAGGUGAAAAGGGAGGAGAGGAAGCCCGUCAAGACUGGAUACGAAAACUAUGCCCAACCUGGCUACAUUGGCAACCUCGAGGCGAGCGCUGAUAUCUGGGGAAUCCCGAAGAAGACCACCCCGAGCCAGGAGAACCAGCGCCAGCAGCUCCCGCCCCAGCAUGCUGCCCCGGCCGCUAGCAGGAAGAUGAUGAGUCUGGAGGAGGUUGAGGCUGCUAUGCUUGCCCAGAAGAAGUACGGUGUCCAACAGCAGCCUGUUCAACCUCCCGUUACCCAGCCCACGCCUCAGCCCGCUAUGCCUGGCUUUCCGCAGCAGCCCCCGCCAAACUGGGGCCAGCAGCCCUUCGGAGCUCCGCCGCAGAUCCUCCAGCGCCACCAGCAGUUCCCCCCUCAGUUUGCUCAGCAGCGUCCUCCGUCAAUUCCUCAGCAGCAGAUGCCGCAUGAGCUGCCUGCCCAGAGCAUCCCGCAGCCCCAGAUCCUCCAACGCCAGAGGCAAGAACAACAAGGCCAGCGCGGUACUCCGCCUCAGAUGCACCAGCUUCCGCAGCAGCCCCGCCAGAUCCUCCAAAACCCGAACCAUCUCUCCGGCCCAGGCCAGCCCGUAGCUCAGGCCUUCAACCGCAUGCCGCCGACUGGACCAGCUCAUGCACGCGGUCCUUCGUAUCAGGGCCAGGUCAUCACUCACCCGGAGCAACUGCUACGUCUCUCCGAUGCUGAGCGCGCUGCUUUUCUGGAGGAAGACGCCAAGCGUGCAAAGAGGAUCCAUAAGAUCCACAUGCUUUCCAAGGACAACGGCCUUAUGACCCCGCAGGACAAGAAUUUCAUCACCCGCAUUCAGCUCCAGCAGCUUGUCACGGCUACCGGUAGCAUUGAUGACCAAGGCCCCGAGGCUGCCCUUGCCGAAGACUUCUAUUACCAGGUCUUUUCGCAGAUUCGUGGAGCUCCGCGUCAGAACCCUCACCAACCUGCCAACCAGUUUGCUCAAACCUACCUGUUCCAGACUGGUGGCCGCUAUGGAGGCCGCCGGCACCACCGCGGCGGUGACAACCACGCCCAGCGCAUGGAGCAGCAGGUGCAACGCGCGGUCGAGGCAGCCAAAGCGAAGCCCAAGAACAAGCAACUUGUUAUCGAGGGCAGCCUCGGCAAGAUCUCGUUUAGCAACGCAAAGACGCCCAAGCCCCUGCUGAACAUCAAGAAGCCAGAAGGAGAAGGCAGGCCGAACGGUGCCGGACGUCGACCCAGCCGGGCCCACCAUGACGUCGCCGACCGCAAGGCGACCCUGCGCAACAUUGAGAACGUCUACAAUAUUCUUAUGAAGAUGGAGGAUCAUGAGCGCAACAUGCCCCCUCCGCUGAACGACGGCAGCAGCCCUGCUCAGAUCCAGGAGCACAUGGAGUGGCAGCACAAGGUUCAGGAGCUGAACCAAAAGCUUUGGCAGAGUUUGAAGGUCAUGGACCCCAUCAUGCCUGGCUCCAACGUUCCGCACCCUUUCAUCGCUAUUCUGUCGCACCCGAAGGGCAAGAAGGCCAUUCCGCGCAUCUUCCGCCAUAUCGAUGAGCAGCAGCGCGUGACAAUCUUGACCAUGAUUGUCGUGCACUUGGACACUCUGGAUGUGGUUCAGCAUGGCAUCCCUGCCGAUCCUCUCACCCCGCUUCCGCGCGCAGCAAAGGAGGAGAUCGAGCUGUUCGCUCAAGCCGUUAUGCCUCCUCUCUUCGCCUAUGUGAACGAGGCGCCCCUGAACAUCGUCAUUGGUCUCUUGGGCCUGGUCCUUGACCGCACCAAUAUUCCCGUGCUGGUCCGCACCAAGAUCGGUUUGUCCAUCCUUACCAUCUUUGUCUCGCGCGCAGAGCUGGUCAAAGAAAGCACCCCGCCAUCAGCAGCCACCUCGCAGGAUCUUCAGCAGAUCGAGCAACUGUACAAUCGUCUCUUCGACACCGUUGAGCCUGUGCUGCCGUACAUCUUCCCCGGCACCGUCAAGGAUGAUGAGGACGUUUACGUGUGGCAAUUCCUUGCAUCCAUGGGUGCGAGCGCAUCCGCCGAGCAACAACAGAGACUGGUUAUUGGCGUCAAGGAUCGUGUCAUGGACACCGUCAACAUUUGCAAGGCGCUCCCUAAGGAGUUGUCUGCGACGAGACUUGGCCAUGUUAACUUGUUCAUGAGGGCGAUUGGCUUGGACGUUGAGUUGCUUGGCUAA
Molecule: messenger RNA, 2523 nt
Organism: Lasiodiplodia theobromae
Lineage: Eukaryota; Fungi; Ascomycota; Dothideomycetes; Botryosphaeriales; Botryosphaeriaceae
Product: Topoisomerase ii associated protein
Exons: 2
Coding region: 1-2523 (840 amino acids)
Biological process (GO): P-body assembly; deadenylation-dependent decapping of nuclear-transcribed mRNA
Cellular component (GO): P-body
Molecular function (GO): RNA binding
Source: RefSeq, a predicted model, not a curated record